This is a messenger RNA of Fundulus heteroclitus (mummichog), 3750 nucleotides long. It is a transcript of the gene tspy, whose product is annotated as testis specific protein Y-linked. Gene Ontology annotation, molecular function: chromatin binding; histone binding. NCBI's taxonomy places the organism in Eukaryota, Metazoa, Chordata, Actinopteri, Cyprinodontiformes, Fundulidae. Gene Ontology annotation, biological process: nucleosome assembly. The record is from RefSeq and is a predicted model, not a curated record. The transcript has 8 exons. Gene Ontology annotation, cellular component: chromatin; nucleus. The coding region runs from base 441 to 2117 and encodes 558 amino acids.
UUUUUCUCUGGCGUCGUUUCGCGGGUAGCAAGCUAACGGAUAAUGCAAACGCCAAACUUAUCUCGAGAACGCGGUUAGUUUUCUUUUUUUAAAAGGCUGCGCUGCGUUGGCGGGUUUGAAUGAUCAGAUAAAGAAUCUCCUCCUGCGAAUAUAUUCGCUGCGAUGCUGCGCUGUCGUCGGGGCGAGGAUUCAGUAAUCGGGUAACGUAUGCUAACUAAGCUAGCUGCAGCUUGCUGGGUUUAACGCGCCAGGGCCGCGGGGUAAUUACGAGGGUUGCUUCCCGAUCUGUCGUAGCCGAGAAUGUAGCUUAAACUACCGCAUACAUUUUAACGUCGCACUACUCGUAGAAGCCUUCGCGCCGACUGUGUUGUCGACUGCGCUUAUUCUUUAAAAGCCUGCGGGCCUCAAAACCCUGUUAGCUCGUUCGCUAGCCUGCUAACAUGAGUGAAGCGACGGACCGCGCACAGUCCGUUCAUCCCGGAUCGAGGAAACGGACCUUGUCGCCGGACCGGGACGAAGGCGGCGCGACCCCCCGAAAGUCCUCUAAAGUGAGCGACGGCGCAGACGCGACUGGACCGACUUCAAAAAGUGUCGCAGACAGUCGAGGCGAAACUCCGGGAGAGUCGCACGACGGCGUUCCCGGAGGAAGCGCUCCGCAGCAGCAGAAGGAGGAGGAGAAGCGGGCUGCAGAUCGUACGGACGGCGCCAGCCCGCAGCCUGUCAACAGCUCCAGUCCCGACAAGCCGCGGUCCUCAGAGGCGUCUGCAGCCGCCGCUCCGAAGGACGAGGCGCCGAAAACAGCCGAGCCAGAGCGGCGACCGUCAGCCCCCGUGGAGCAGUCUGACUCCGCGGCCAUAGCGGCCGCCGAAGCCCUCGCCAGCCUCACGGGAGGAGACGGAGAGGAAAGCCAAGAGACUCCGUGUUCGUCCGCGAAAGUCAGACAAACCAAACACGGAAGUAAAAACAAACAGCGGCCGGGCCAGCAGCCCGCAAAGGCCGGCUCCAAGACGCAGGCGGCGGCGGACAGCUCCACGUCCUCGGCGCACGGCCCCGAGAAAGGAGACCAGGAGGACGCCGCGGAAGCGGAGGAAGGGGACGAGUCCGUGUCUGGGUCCUCCUCCACGCCCAGCUCCUCUUUCCCAUCCGACAACGAGGACAAUGACGACGGGGAGUGUGCAAUUGUGUCGGUGAAGAUGGCCCCAGAGGUGAGGCAGUCUCUUGCCCUGCUGGCGCAAGUGCAGAUAAGACUAGAAGCUCUGGAUAAGAAGAGCGCCAGGCUCCAUCAGCGGCUGGAGCUGAAGGUGAAUCGCCAGAGGCGGCCACAUCUGGAUCAGAGAAGCUCCAUCACGAAGACCAUCCCCGGGUUUUGGGUGACGGCUCUGCUGAACCAUCCUCACCUCUCAGCUCACAUAGAUGAGACUGAUGAAGACGCUCUUAGCUACAUGACUGACCUUGAAGUGGAGACUUUCAAAAAUACCAAACUUGGCUACAGAAUUCGCUUCCACUUCCGACGGAACCCAUAUUUCCAGAACAACGUCAUUAUGAAGGAAUUGCACCUUGGCGUAGGAGAAUCACCCAUGUCGUUCUCCAACUCCAUACUGUGGCAUCGUGGACACAAUCUGACGGCCAACAGCGAGCCCAGGAAGUCGUGCCGCGGCGUUUACGAGACCUUCUUCAGCUGGUUCAGUGACCACAGCAGCCCAGCGCAGGACGAUGUAGCACAGAUACUCAAGGAUGACCUCUACAGAGAUCCGCUGAGAUACUACCUCACUCCCCUCUGGGAACCGAGGGAGAACGGCAGCAGCGCCACUGAGGCCAGAGCGGCUGGGAACGGAAACGGAGACGACUGUGUGGUGAUUUCUGAUUCCGACGACGAGCCGGGCGAGGACGCUGGCGACGCUGAGCAAGGCCACAGCAAGGAGGAGGAGAUGGGGGAGGAAGAAGGCGGAGAAGAAGAAGGAGAAGAGGAGGAGGAGGAGGAAGAAGAGGACGACGAUGGCGGCACGCGAGCGAAUCCAGAUGAGAGCCAGGAGGAGGAAGAAGAGGAGGGUAGUGGAGAAAUAGUGAUCGACGCAGGCUCUGACGACAGCGACCAGGAGGAAGAGGAGGAGGCCUGAGAAGACGGCGAAGACAAAUGGGUGCACACCAAUAAGCAAAAAGACCUUCUGGUGUUGCUUCGGGUCCUCUCUGUGCCUCCUAAAACCGCUCUGGGUCAUCAGGACACGGACGCUCUGGGGUCUCUGGGAAUGUCUUAUUGAGCCCGAUUUAGAAAAAAAAAAAAAAUAAAAAUCCAUCAGCUCCCACUGGACCAGAGCCUGGGGGGAAAAUGAAGGAGGCGCAGUGCAGACAUUGAACCGCUCUUCCUAGUGUCGUUCAUAUGCACAAAAUACCAGUCUUUGCUUUUCGUUUUCUUUUUCUUUUUUUUUUUUACCUAAAAUAGACAGAAACUUUAAAAUCAGGGUAAACUGUAAUAGUAAAGCAACGGGAACACGUUUCCGCUGUAUUUUCUGUCAAUACUGUAUACUGGACAACCUUUUCACUUCUAUUUUUUUUUUUUUUUUUUCUCCAUCUGCACACAGUUUUGGGCUUCAGCUCCCCCCCAGCAGCUCCUAGAAAAAAAAUUUGUGCAGUGAAAAAAAACAAACGAUUUCUAACAUCUACUCUACGUUUAGCAGAUUCCUUCACACGAUUAUGAAAUCCUCAGAGGCAUUAAUAAAUAUUGAUCUUCUCAAGCUGCAAAAGGCUGUUUUGUUUUUAUUAUGCGACGCGUGAGCAAAGCGAGUUUUAUCACGAGUUCGAUUUGAUAUGACGAUCGUACAUUUUCAGAUGCACUGAGUGUGGAACCAAAACGUCUUCUCAGGGAUGAUCAUGGUGGUCGUUUUGUUGAAAUAACUAGGCUAGGUUUAAACCAUUUACUACGCUUCUGCUUAUUGUUGGUUGUGCAUAAAGAAAUGUGGACUCUACUGUAGUAUAUAGGAAUAAUAAUUAUUUUAAUAGACUACCAGUGUGGUUUUUUUUUUUUGUUAUUUUCUAUGUUUGGCCCGUGCUGUCACGUUACACCCACACCUCCGCCGUGUAAACUAUCUCCGAUCGUUCGAUGAUCCUCCUGAUUUCAGCUACGUUUCUGUGGAUUCCCGGAUUUAUGUAACUCGAUUUGAAUCAACUUGUGUAAACAUCCAAAGUUGGUGUCUUUAAGGUUACUUUUUAAAAAAGGAAAAAGAAAAGAAACAACAACAAAAAAAGCUGGUAUUAUGUUUUUUUUUUAUACACGUUUGCGUUUACGGCAUGCCUGUUAGCACACAUUGUAAGACAGGACAAUAAUGGCACUACACUGCUGUGUAGAGGAUUAUUGCUGCGUGUUGCAUUAAUUUCAAAAUCACAGCGAUUUGUAAUAGGAUGCACUGUAAAAAAAAAAAAAAAAAGAAGAAAAAAGAAGUAUUUGUAUCUGCUUACCUUUCUUAGCAAUGAACCUUGUAAAUAAUACUUCUGUAAUGUUUUUUUUUUUUUUUUGAAUAAGAUGAUGAUUUAAUUCGUGGAUAGGUUUAUGGAAUAUGGAUUUUGUUUUUGGUUGUUUUUUUGUUUGGUUUUUUCUCAGAUGUAACAACACGUUUAUAUUUUGUGUGCUGUGAUCUUUAGAAGGCUGUAGUUUAUUAUUUCUACUUUUUGUUUUUUUGGUAGGUCAUGUUUGCUUUAAAGAUAAAUGUCCACCUUUUGACUCAGACGUAAUAAAUAGAAAGCUGUUUGACUUUG